GCCGACAUGCCGCCUCCCCGACGCUCGUCCCUCAUGUCUUACACGCCGUCCUCCAGGCGGAACAGUUCCAACAAAAGUGGUUCACAGAAUUCCCGAAGCCACCUUCAUAGAUGGAUCCCGAAUUUGUUAGUUCACAGUGUUGGGUUUGAUGAAGCAGAAUGUCAUCUAUCAGGGCCUCCUUUGGAGCUCAUGGACCGCAUCUCUGGGUAUGAAGAUGUAUCUUUUGACUCUACUUGUGUUCCACCCCCGGCUGAAAGCAGGUGUUGUAUUGACGAAGGCCAGGAGAGUAACACCCCAGUGGUAGACAGACCGUCGCUGACGGAGCAGGAAGCCAGAGAAGCCCUCCUCACACACAUCGGCAAACACUCCUGUUAUGGCAGAGACACUGCCAACAGUCACCUCAUAACUAGCUUGGAGGCCUCAUCUGCCUUUCAUUACCAGUUGGAGACGUUCACAGAGCGCAGGGAGAACUCGUGGGCACACACAGCGUUCUCUACGAUGACAGAAAUCGACGGGCCUGAUAACGGACCUGCGCCACUGCCAUGGGACAUUGCCGUCUCGCCUCGAGGCAUGUUCGAGGCGGAAGUCAAGACAUUGUGGGUCCCUCACACGUCGUCUGUCAAACAUUGCUUCCGCUGCAACAGCCAGGGCUCUGUGGCAUGUCAGGAGUGUCAUAGUAAAGGAUGGGUAAGGUGCUUACACUGCAAUGGGGAUGGGUUCACGUCAGAGUUUGACUACAAGGAAAGGUGUGUGUUCUGCCGAUCAUCCACCCACGGGUUCGGCCGUCUCGACUGUCUCAGAUGCAAAGCCUCUGGCAGGAUCUUAUGUCAGCCGUGUGAAGGCACCGGCCUCAUGAUAUACUACAUUCUCCUCACCAUCACAUGAGACAAACAGUUCGAGCUGUCCCAAUCACUCAUGUAAGAUACAAGUGGAAAGGCCAUGAGGGUCAAUACUUUGUGUUUGGGGAGGAGAACAGAGUUCAUGCCCCAGACUACCCUCAGACUUGCUGUUGGGGCUGCAUAUGCACCAUACUUUAACACCAUCAGAGACUUACAUAAAUAAAUGACAAUUUAAUUUGCUUCGAUGUAAAAUAGUAUCAUAACACAACAGAAUUAUUUUGACAAAUUGUAGCUUGUAUUGUAAAAUACUAGUAUCAAUAGAAUAUGUAUUGAUUAUUACAUUUAUUUAAAUAAAAACAUUGUUGAGGUUGUACAAAAUCAUUUUGAAA
Messenger RNA from Macrosteles quadrilineatus (aster leafhopper), 1228 nucleotides. Its product is annotated as protein SSUH2 homolog. Bases 7 to 885 code for a protein of 292 amino acids. NCBI's taxonomy places the organism in Eukaryota, Metazoa, Arthropoda, Insecta, Hemiptera, Cicadellidae. The transcript is spliced from 7 exons. The record is from RefSeq and is a predicted model, not a curated record.